Molecule: messenger RNA, 725 nt
Organism: Aspergillus sclerotioniger CBS 115572
Lineage: Eukaryota; Fungi; Ascomycota; Eurotiomycetes; Eurotiales; Aspergillaceae
Exons: 4
Coding region: 137-514 (125 amino acids)
Source: RefSeq, a predicted model, not a curated record
GUCUGGGGGAUCAGGCCAUCCAGGUCUGCUAACCGGGUAGCAGCACUUGCUGGCGUAUAUCCUGCAGUGGUAUUGGUGGCGCAUUACGCAUCAAGAAGAGGAUACCAGAGAAGAGGGUUCCCUAUGAACAGGGGUAAUGGCGCACACCUGUACGCGGGAAGUAAGUCGCAGACCUUCGCCUGGGGCGCCAGCAACCCGCCAUUGGCGGUUCAGGGAUUUAGUGGAGGAUCUUGGGGAUGGUAGGAUGGAGGGGAUACUCCAUGGGAGUUCUGUUGGCUGGAGGAAGUAUGGAAGAAGCGGGAGAUUGGCAGGGGAGGGGCGGAGGGUGAUUGGUUGGGGGCAGGGCGGAGAGGAGCGGGAUUUGGAGAUGGUUUUCUUUUGUCUUUCUUUUGUCAUUUUGGGUUCUUGGGAUCAGCGUUUGGGGUUUUUGGGGUUUCGCUUUUUGUUUUCGAUUUUCGGUUUUCGACUUUCGACUUUCAGUUUUCGAUUUUGGCGUUGGACCACCACGGAGUGACCCAUAUCAUUAACCUCGUUAUCAUUAAAUUCGACCAGGUCCGGGAGUUACGGUUUUGGAUUUUGAUCGGCGAAUCAGAGAUUGCCUGUAUUUAGCUAGUCUGGAAUGGAUCGUCAAUGCCGUUCCACUUGAUGUUUGGAUGUAGAGAUGGUUUGUAGUUGGAUGGACAAUGGACGAUUCAGUAUCAAGAAAGUGAUAUCUCAAGUAGGAA